Molecule: messenger RNA, 1943 nt
Organism: Girardinichthys multiradiatus
Lineage: Eukaryota; Metazoa; Chordata; Actinopteri; Cyprinodontiformes; Goodeidae
Product: carcinoembryonic antigen-related cell adhesion molecule 5-like
Exons: 10
Coding region: 60-1442 (460 amino acids)
Source: RefSeq, a predicted model, not a curated record
GACAACAGUCCUUGAGAGGACAACACAUUCGUCGUUCUGUUUUAUACUACAAGAACAAAAUGAAAACAGCUAUCAAAUUUUUCAUUCUCCUUGGAGCCAUCUCGGGAUUUUCUGAAGGAGCUGGUGUGUUGCCAAAUGAUUUUCUGACUGAAUCAACUGAAGAGCCAGUAUCCAAUGUAACAGUAACACCGCAGAGCUUGGAUUUGAUUGAGUUCAGCGGUCCUGUCAAUCUGUCCUGCUCUUCCUCUGGAUCUUCUCUCAUCUUCGUCUGGAUGAACAUCACCUCUGUGGUUACACCUAGUGACAUAUUUCAUAUUAAUGAUGAAGGAUCCGUUCUGACUCUAGUCAAUGUGUCCCGCAAUGAACAUGGAUCAUACAGAUGUAAUGCGUCUAAUCCUUUGGGUUUUGACAUCAGUGAGCCAGCAAAUGUCUACAUUAGCUAUGGCCCAGAGGACACACAGCUGAAGGUCUCUCCAUCAAUUAAACAAUAUGGAGAAGGAUUAAAUGUCUACCUGCUCUGUUCAGCUGAGUCCAGACCUUCUGCUGUGUUUCGGUGGUUUCUGAACGGAGAAGGGCUGCCUGAUACUGAACCAGCGCUCACAUUGACAAACAUUCAGAUGAGUCAGAGCGGAAACUACAGCUGUCAUGCCUUUAACAGGAAAACUCAGAAAGAGCAAAAGUCUCAACCUUCAGUUGUCUCUGUACUUGCACGUGUUUCCAAUGUUUUGGUGGAAUUAGAUCCUACAGACUUGGUAGAGCUUAGUAGCUCAGUCAGUCUUCGCUGCUCUGCAUCUGGAUUUUCUCCUCAUUUCUUCUGGAUGAACAACAGCGCUGAGGUUACAUCCGGUGACAGAGUUCAGUUCACUGAUGGACGAUCCACUCUGACUAUAGUCAAUGUGACCCGCGCUGAUCUGAAGGUACUGAGGUGUCAUGGGUUCAAUUAUUUCAGUGAAGACUUCAGUGAUCCAGUAAAUAUCUCCUUCUCCUAUGGGCCAGAAAAUGUAAAACUGAUCAUCAAUCCAUCUCAAGAGUACUUUAAGGAAGGCUCAGACGUCAGCUUGUUGUGCUCGGCUGACUCCAGCCCUACUGCCGAGUUUCAGUGGUUUCUGAAUUCAGAGCUGCUGCCUGAUUCUGGACCAGAACUUAAACUAAUCAAUGUUAAAAUAAGUGCAAACUACAGCUGUCGGGCCUUUAACAACAGAACUCUGAAUUCUCAAUCAUCUCAGCCUUCUGUCAUCUCUGUAGUGGAGUCUGGAGGUUUCACUGUUGGUGCCACUGUUGGAAUUAUAAUCGCAUGUUUAAUAGUUGUGGUUGCAGCAGCUGCUGGAGGCUACUUUAUUUGUAAAAGCAACAAAGACGUCAAAGCAAAGCCAAAUUCCGAUGAGUCAAUAGAUGACAAUGUGUAUGAGACAAUGUCACAGAUUUAUGAGCAGAAGCUGUAAAAUCAGCUUUCUAUUUUAAAGAUUAUCAGAAAAGAAGAAACAUGAAACUACAUAAGGGAAAAGACUAGAUGCUGUUAACUUUGAUUUGACAAGUUUUAUAUUGUAUUUUUAUUUCUAAUGCUUACUAAUCUGACUUUUUUCUGCUAUUAUGUGUUUUGUAAAACCAAAGGCUUCAUGAGACUUUAUUGUUCUUUAAUCAUAUCAAUAAAUCAGUAAGAAGGGCAAAUAUAAUUUACGCACCCUAGAAAAUUGCUAUAAUAGAAUUAUAAUAUAAUUAUCACAUUGUUGGCGGGUAAACUAUUGUGUUUGAAAUCUGUAAUAAUGAAAGCAUUUAAUAAGUGUUUAACAAGUACAUAUUUAAAAAUACUCUUCUUUUUCAUUCAUUUCUGUAUUAAUACUCCCUCAAAGGAAAACUGACUAUUUAUUAUCAUGGAGCUACAGUUUUGAAAAGGAGGCUUUGUUCCAGUUGGUCUCAGUAAAUAUAUAUAAAUAAAUAUAUGA